AUGGUCUUUUCCUCUGAGUUCGUUGUUGUCACCACCCUCGACACUCUUGGCAGUGGCAACUCUUCUCUUAUUUCCAUCAAUGCCAGCUCCCAACUUUCUUUAAAGCUUACACCUUCCAACUUCCCUUCUUGGCGCGCCCAACUGACGUCAUUGCUCAUUAGCUAUGACCUUCAGGGCUAUCUUGACAGUACAAUUGUUUGUCUGCCACGAACCCUUUCUCCUAGCACCUCCUCUACCAAUUCAUCUUCUACAAGUGUCUCCAAUCCUGCUUUCUGGCAUUGGCUUCGGCAAGAUAAGUUAAUCCUUCAUGCCAUCCUUGCAUCUAUCUCCGAGCCAGUCAUGCUGCUCAUUGAGGAGUUGACUCUCAUUCAGCGAGAGUCUCGCUCAGUCUCAGAGUAUCUCCAUGCCAUCAAGGAAUUAGUUGAUGAACUUGCUGUGAUUGACUCACCUGUCUCAGCAGAUGACAUUACUUUGUAUGUCCUCAACGAUCUUGGCCUUGAGUCCCGUGAGAUUGCAGUGCCUAUUCGGGCACAUGAGACUUCUCUUACGUUUGAGGAGCUUCAUGAUAUGCUGGUUGGCCACGAAAGUUACUUACGACGUGUUGAUGUGUCCAAUGUUGUCCUGGUUGUCACUGCGAACUCCACUCAGCGCCGCACUCUCAUUUCCACUUUCAACCGCAACCAACGUUCCAGCUCUGGUUCCUCUUGUUAG
Molecule: messenger RNA, 711 nt
Organism: Malania oleifera
Lineage: Eukaryota; Viridiplantae; Streptophyta; Magnoliopsida; Santalales; Ximeniaceae
Exons: 2
Coding region: 1-711 (236 amino acids)
Source: RefSeq, a predicted model, not a curated record